Lytechinus variegatus (green sea urchin) is the source of this 4051-nucleotide messenger RNA. RefSeq names its product zinc finger RNA-binding protein-like. The transcript is spliced from 4 exons. The record is from RefSeq and is a predicted model, not a curated record. NCBI's taxonomy places the organism in Eukaryota, Metazoa, Echinodermata, Echinoidea, Temnopleuroida, Toxopneustidae. Bases 379 to 1542 code for a protein of 387 amino acids. Gene Ontology annotation, molecular function: zinc ion binding; nucleic acid binding.
GUACAGGAACGAAAGCAAAAUACGUCGGUGCACGCACAAUGCAACUGACACGUACUUGAUGAGGACUGUGAGAGUUUUCAAGAUUGAAGGACGAAAAUUCAUUGAAGAAGAAGACUGUUGUUUAUUUCCUUUUACUGUGAUGAGUAGGAGGCUUUCUAAAGAGUCAAUUCCAGAGUCACCUGUUCAAUUCAUUACGGUCUGACGCUGCAACGUUUGCUUGCUGUUGAAUUAUGCGUAUACUUCAUUCAGCAGCAGUCAUCACGCCAGUUUCUCAUCAGUUUAGCGGCCGUUGCGUUGUUCUUCAGAUCUGUCCACUUUAUACUAGGAAUACUAACGAAGGAAUCUUUUGAGAGGGUGUAAUUCUGAUCUCCGAACAUAAUGGCUUUAUUUAAUAGCAUCAAGGGUGGUAAUAAUGUACACUGGAUGUCAACAUCUAACAGCCAAGAAAAUGUUGGUGGUGGUAGCACCUCUCCUACAAGUCCUACUGGGUUUGACCCUGCUGUAGGUGGAGCUUCGACAGCAUCAUCAUUGUCAUCAGGAAACAGUGAUUCCUCAUCAUCAUCUUCGUCAUCCCAGUUUGGAUUUCUCAGAAACACUCUCUACCCAUCUACUACUGGGCCAGGUGGCACAAUCAGCAGAGAGGACCAAUUCUUCUGUAAGGUUUGUAAGGUUAAUCUGUCGGGAUUGGAGCCAGCCAAGCAGCAUUAUACUGGUAAGCAACAUCGGAAGGCAGUCCAAGCUCAAGUAUCUGGACAAUCUGCAGGAGACGGAUUAACCCUCCCCUUGGAAUGCAAGGUCUGCCAGAAGAAGUUCACAGGACCUUCUUCUGCAAAGCAGCACUAUGAGAGCAGCAAGCACAAGACUGCAGUGCAAGGUGCAGCGUUCUGGGCGCAGAAUCAAGGUCAAGGUGGCACGGUUCCAUCAGGUGUUACAGGGUUGGGACCUGUAACUAGGGAAGCUGGAAGCAUUCCAACAUCUCCAAGAGCUAGCCAACAGGUUUCAUUAUUGAAUGAUUCUGUUCCAGAUGGGGCUUUGAACCAGCGUCAGCAUCAAGCAGAAGCACCGAGAGCCCAAUCCAACCUUGGAACCUCUGCAAGAGGACUCCAGCAAUCAGGAAGCCAUCCUCCAGAGGGAUUUGCUUCGGUCAUCAAUCCUAGUAGUGAACAGCUCAAGAAGCAUAUCGCCAAGGUAUGCUCCUCUGUUUUACAGCGAUACCUGAUGCAGCUCAUCCCAGAUCUCACCGAUCAGAUCACGGACAAAGUGCUUGAGGAACUGUCAAAGGCCACUCCUGUAAAUUCUUCUCAUAGUGAUGCAGGAGCAAUGGUGCCACCAAGACAGGAUGCCUCUGCAGCAGAAGCAUUGCAUUCUGUCAGCACUGAUUUCCAGAGCAUGCCUUCGCUAAUUGAUGGUCUCAAUUCUUUGGACCUGAGGGGAGCAGUGAAAUCUGCUCCAGAGAUCACCAACAUCCACAACGAUCUUAGCAAACGCUCUACCCCUAAUCAUAACGAUGUCUGGAAUUCUCUCAUAGACAGCAAGAAAUAAAAUAAUUAGUAAAAUUCAAGAGCUGCCUUUUUCUCAGUUGGGAACUCACAAGUGGGUUAUCAUUACCAAGUCUAUAAUGGGGAGUGCAGGAAAGCCACUAUGAAAAUAUGCAUAGCGCCCUCUUUCGCCGGAUUCCUGCUGAAAAAUCAAAGAUCGGGAAGACCUGGUUUUCCCGAUCAACAGCUUACAAGUCAUAAUUGUCUCAUUGGAUUGCGUGUAAUUGAAAAAAAUCUCCCUCCUUCCUUUGUAAACUCUUCCCGAUAGGUAAAUAUUAAAGUUGGCAGCUCUGUGUUUGUCUCUGUGGUCAAAGCAAGUCACCUUUUUCAGCAAAUCAAAACCGUUCAAUUUAUCUUUGAAUCAUUUGAAUAACUACUUUUGUGGUUGUAAGAAUUUCCAAGAUUAUUGUAUACUGUGUAUGUUUACAUGUCUACAUAUAUCAUGUCUAGUGUAAACUGAAUGUAAUUCAGCCUUUUGGCUGGUAUUUCCUGUGCUAUUCGUAGUAAACCAAUUCAGUAACAAUAAUCCAAUCCAAACAAUUGUUUAUAUUCAUGACAAACAAAUAAUAUCGAUACAACAUCCUUAUUUAUUUUCAUAAUUUAUUUAGACAUGUACAACAAACCAAAUAGUAACUCAAACAAAGAGGAAAACAAAACUUAUUGGAUAUGUACAUAGUACCAAUUAUCCUAUGCAUGGAUAUCAUUCAAGGUUAAAGGUCAAUCUAAUAACAGGGCAAUAGCAAUAUCUAUUACAUUAAAUAUUGAAUUUAAUGCCACAUAAUAGAUUGUAUUCUAUAAUAAACGCAUAUUUCAUUAAUUAAGAUAUGAGCAAAAUCAUGAACAUGAAAUAAAUUCAUAUUGAAUACAUUAUAUUAAUUCAUAAUAUAUUGAAUAAUAAGCAAAGAUGAAAUUGAAUACAUUUUAUAUUUUGAUUGCAACUUUCCAUACAUUUGACCAAUCAGGAGCCAGCUUUCAAUAAACUAUGAUGGAAACACUGAAUAUUAAGCCAUGUGAUUGGUGCAGAUGUGCAUUUAAAUUAUAUAUGAUUGCCAAACCUAGAUUUGGUGGGAAUGGAUUAAUGCUGGCAUGCGAUAUGGAUGCAUGAAUACAUAUAUACAGAGCCCAAUUGAUAAUGGUGAUAACUGGACUGGUUCUAAUCAGUUUCAUAUGAACCACACAAAUCUACGCAAGUCAAAUUUAGUGUGGGUGUGUGCGUAUGUGUAGAUAUUUCAAUCAUGGUCUAUCGAAAUUUUGGUCUUGAAAAUCAUAAAAUGCAAAAUGAACAAAAUCAUAAAAUCAUGACAUGAUGCUUAAUUUUCCCAAUAAUAUUUCAUUCAUGUUAACUUCAAUAUGCACCAAAAUAUAUAGCAGCUUAAGAUAAGCUAUGUAUUUCCCUGCCAACUACUGCUUGUACACAGACUAAUCGCUACCAGUACGUUUUAGGGGUUGUGUGCAAAAAGGGCAAAUUAUAUGCUCAGCAUACCGAUCAAUAAAUUAAUAAUACAGGAAUGUAGAAUGCACUGGACGGACAAAUUAAUACAAUACCAUAAUGCACAUAGGGGAUUAUUCAAGGAAAUACAUUCAAAUCCCUGCAAGGGACUGUGCCUUGAAAUACAAGUAUGUUUAGUUCAUUACACAUUUUAAACUGCACAUGUGGGACUGAAGAAAUAAAUAGAAUAUACUGUAAUCAAAUGUAUACUGACAUUGAUAUACAUGUACAUGUAUAUCAACUUAAUGUAUAAUAUACAACUUAAUGUACAAAUCAUGAAAGUAUUGGAAAUCCAAAUGCCCACAUGGGACUAUUCAUGUACUAUGUUCUGAUAAUGUUCAUUGCAUAAAAUAUCAAAAUACACAUUUGGGACUGUUGAUAUCAUGAAGUUUGUAAUGAAAAGAUGUACUUUUUUGUGAUCAUAAAUUGACUGACUUACACAUUCGUCACUGCUAAAAAAUAAUUUCAUAUUGAAUAUUAUUGAUAAUUAAACAUAUGUUCAUUCGAUAGAAUAUCAAAAUGCACAUGGACUGUCGAAAUAAAUAGAAAGUUAAGUUCAUAAAUGAAUAGAUCAUUUUCUUAAUUGUAAUUUUACUGACUAAGACAAAACUUUCUACAAAAUAAUUUUAUAGUGAAUAUUAUUGAUAUUUUUUUUGUCAAUUAUCUUACACCAUCACAAAGAACAUGGUCCAAUAUAAUAGUGGUCAUAUCUUUAUAUUUUAUGUACACUCUAUACAUAGAAUCAUUGUGAUAUUUUUGUGUGUAUUUGUUAGGUGGGUCACUUUUUAAUAACAAGAAUUGACAGACAAUUGUGAAAGUAUUUCUAGGAAACAUUGACAAAUAUUACUCAGACAUGUAUGAAGAAUGUAUAACUUCUCAUGUUAUUUGAAUUAAUGGAACUAAUUAGCAGUAAACCAAAAAUUGUAUGCAAUGGAAUAAUGGCAAAUUGAGAGCCCUAUACACGAAUUGUACUCCUUCCAAAGGAGAUCAUGAGAUAUACAUGUAUUGGAAAUAGCCUUAUUAA